Messenger RNA from Phytomonas sp. Hart1, 705 nucleotides. Lineage: Eukaryota; Euglenozoa; Kinetoplastea; Trypanosomatida; Trypanosomatidae. The record is from the annotation of a GenBank genome assembly.
AUGGGGAUCGCCCGGACCUUCUUCGGCUACCGCCGCGAGCACGGCGCCAGGACCACGCAGCAGGCCGAGGUCGCCGCGGCCUGCUUUCUCCUGGCGACGGAGCUCAACGACGAGCCGGUGCCGCUGCCCGAGCUCCGCGUCUUGGACCCGUCUUUGAAGAACGUCGAGCAGUCCCGCGGCGAGGUCGUGGCGGAUACCAAAAUGGCGGAAACGGAGAAGCGCCUGCGGGCGCGCUUCGCGGGGAACCUCCUGCGGCAUUACAUCCGCCUGCUCCACCUCCAGACGAGCCGCUACGAGCCGGUCUGCCAGGCCCUGCUGCGGGUCCUGACGGAGGCCCAAAGGCCGUUGGGCGAGCUCGGCCAGCUCACGGAGGUGGAUCGCGUCUUCGCGGCCGUCCUGCUCGCCCGCACGGAGGACGGCCUGAAGUGGGAGGGAAAGCCGCUCUACGACCCGGCCCGCGAGCUCGCGCCGGCGACCGCCUAUUCCAGCUUCGCGGCGAGCGCCCACCUCGACGAGCAGCGCGUGCACCGCGUAAUGCAGGUCGUCCGGCGGGAGUUGGAGGCGAUACGCGCUCGCUUUGCGGCGAUCCAGGCCUCCGGCAAGCCGUUCAAGGCGGAAAAGUCGGAAUCCAUGGAGGAUACGACCGCCGCGGAUGGGCAUUCCACCCAAGAGUUGUUUGGGCUUAAACGUCCGCGUCCUUCAUAA